Messenger RNA from Dromaius novaehollandiae (emu), 1846 nucleotides. It is a transcript of the gene PHYHD1, whose product is annotated as phytanoyl-CoA dioxygenase domain containing 1. The coding region runs from base 404 to 1186 and encodes 260 amino acids. NCBI's taxonomy places the organism in Eukaryota, Metazoa, Chordata, Aves, Casuariiformes, Dromaiidae. The transcript has 11 exons. The record is from RefSeq and is a predicted model, not a curated record.
AACUUGAGAGUGUUUUUGUGAAGCUGAAGUUGCACUAAGAGCUGAAGCGAAGCGCUGCAGCCGUAACUGUCCCCACCAGGAACAAAUGGCCGGAGUCGGGAACAAAAUUCCUCGAGAGGCAGCUCGUCUGGCCGCGCAGCGGUCUCCCUUAUCACAUGCCGCUCGAAGGGUCACGUGAAGAGGCGGGCAGUCAGCCCCGCAGAGCCUUGGCGGGUUUGUGGUGCUGCUGGUGGGGUGUCGGGAGCUCCUGCCUCUGAUGGCAUUUGUAACCCAGAAUCUGAUCCAAAAGAUCCCGGAGGAGCACGGUUGCCCCGUCUCCCUCUGAACUCGUGCUCUCUUCCAGUUCCACAAGGAUGGCUUCCUUGUGCUGGAGCGUUUCUUCACGGCGGAGGAGUGCGACAGCAUGAGGAACCAGAUUCAGAGAAUUAUAGCCGAGAUGGAAGUGCCGCCGCACUGCCGCACCGAGUUCUCCACCAAAGGGGAGGAGCAGCUCCGGGUGCAGGGUAGCUCAGAUUACUUCCUAACCAGUGGAGACAAGAUUAGAUUCUUCUUUGAGAAAGGCGUUUUGGAUGAGAAAGGUAACUUUCUCAUUCCAAAGGAGAAAUCUAUCAGCAAGAUUGGCCAUGCUUUACAUGCUUACGAUCCAGUCUUCAAGCAAGUCACUCACUCCUCCAAGGUGCAGGAACUAGGAAGAAAACUAGGCCUUGAGAGACCAGUAAUUGUGCAAAGCAUGUAUAUCUUCAAGCAACCUGGCAUUGGUGGUGAAGUGAAUCCACACCAGGAUGCCACAUUUCUGUACACAGAGCCUCUAGGCAGAGUCCUGGGCUUCUGGAUUGCGCUGGAGGAUGCCACACAGGAGAACAGCUGUUUAUGGUUCAUUCCUGGCUCUCACACCAGUGGAAUUACCCGGAGAAUGGUCCGUGCCCCACCAGGUAGCUCAACAUGUGUAGAGUUUGUAGGGUCGGAGAGGACCUAUGAUGACAACCAAUUCAUACCUGUGCCUAUAAGUAAAGGUGGGCUUAUUCUUAUCCAUGGUGAAGUUGUCCAUAAGAGCGAAUUGAACAAGUCAGAGCUUUCUCGCCAUGCCUUCACCUUUCAUGUGAUGGAAGCCAAAGACACCAGCUGGAGCAAAGAGAACUGGCUCCAGCCAACUCCUGAACUGCCUUUUCCAUCACUCUACACCUGAAAUUAGUGUUUGGCUUCUGGAGUCAAAUAGUUGAUCAAUAUUCCUUUCUGAUCACUUGUUCCUGUUCUCUUCAAAUAUAACUUAGAUCAGCUCUCAAGAUUCACUUAUCCUCUGCUCAGGAAGAGGCAUCUUCACACAGCUGAAUAUGCUGCAUUAGAGAGCAGCUCUCUACUACAGCAUGAGCCCUACUAGCACUGACAGUCUCCCAGUCCUUUUGGUAAGAAAACUUCUUCAGUCUGCAGAACAGAUCUGUAAAGACCAUUGCACCUUGACUGUGGGACCCGUUUAAAAGUAUUUCUUCUUGAGGAUGCUUAGUAUUUUCUUCUAGUUUAGUCAAGAGCUUAUGUCUUGUGUAUUUACUUGGUCAGGUUUAUCUCAGCAAUGCAGGUUGUGAAGAUAGCUGACUUUUAGCUCUAGAUCUGUCUUGCUGCUAGAAUAAUACUGAAUAGAAAUAAUCCUAUUGUGGGCAAAAUGAAGCAGGGAGUCUACUUGUACGAUCAUUCUCCUGACUAACUCUGGCAAAUUGCAGCUGAAUGCUUGAUCUCUAGGUUUAACUCUUGUUAAUUACAAAUAUUACAGAUCUUAAGGAUUCAUGCUGAAGUUAUGAAGACAAAAAUUCAGAAACUCAUUAUAACAUUUAAAUAAAAAUUAAAAUCCCCA